CCCGCCUACGCCGCGGCCAUGGCACCUGCCGGCGCCAGUCCCCCGGAGGUGAUCCGCGCGGCGCAGAAGGACGAGUACUACUGCGGGGGCCUGCGGAGCGCGGCGGGCGGGGCCCUGCACAGCUUAGCGGGUGCAAAGAAAUGGCUGGAAUGGAGGAAAGAGAUCGAGCUGCUCUCGGACGUGGCCUACUUUGGUCUCACCACACUUGCAGGCUAUCAGACUCUCGGGGAGGAGUAUGUCAGCAUUGUCCAGGUGGACCCAUCCCAGAGGCGCGUGCCCUCCAGGUUUCGCCGUGGUGUGCUGAUUGCCCUGCACACUGUCCUGCCCUACCUGCUGGACAAGGCCCUGCUCCCUCUGGAGCAGGAGCUACAGGCUGACGGUGACAGCACCCGGCCCUCACAAGGCAGCUUGGUUCCUGGCAGCCGUGGCCGGUCAGGGGCACGGCGCUGGGUGCGUCGCCAUGUGGCCACCUUGACAGAGCAGCAACGGAGGACACUCCAGCGGGCAGCUUUUGUCCUCCGGCAAGGCCUCACCUGCCUCCAGCGACUCCACAUUGCCUGGUUUUACAUCAACGGUGCCUUCUACCACCUGGCCAAGAGGCUCACGGGGAUCACUUACCUCCGCGUCAGCCACCUGCCUGGAGAGGACCUGAGGGCUCGCACAAGCUACCAGCUGCUGGGGUUCAUCUCCCUCUUCCACCUGGCGCUCUCCGUGGGGCUGCAGCUGUACAGCUUCAGGCAGAGACAGCGAGCCAGGAAGGAGUGGAGGCUGCACCGCAACCUGUCUCACCGCAGGAGCUCUCUGGAAGAAAGAGCAGUUCCCAGAAACCCACUCUGCACCCUGUGCCUGGAGGAACGGAGGCAUUCGACAGCCACGCCCUGCGGCCACCUGUUCUGCUGGGAGUGUAUCACCGAGUGGUGUAGCACCAAGGGAGAAGUUUCCUCCCCAGAAGCUCGUCUACCUAAGGCACUACCGCUGAUGCGACACACAGUUGGUAGUCCAGGAAGAGGACAGAAGGACUCAGGAACACUUUGGAAUGUUGAGAAAAAGAAAUGUAUCCUUGAGAUGAACUUUACUUACACAGAAAUUAUGAAACUUGUAUUUUCGAUUUUUCAUCACAUAAAAUUCACUAGCUGCCCAAGUAAAGGAUAAAAAGCUGAACCUCACUGGGAAACUUCUGGCUCAAGGUGUUCAGGGCCUAGCCCACCAGGAGGAACCAAUGCUCCAUGCCCCAACUUGAUGCAACUUAGUCAUUUCUUCAGGAAUUCCACUAUGUGGGACAGUUUGGGGUUUCCUUCCCUUCCCCAAACCAUACAGUUGAGAACUAACUUCAGACAUCGGCCAGGAGAAAGUUUUAUUCGUUUAUAUUGUGAGAACAUGAUUCCAACGUGAGGCUGUGUUAAGGCAGUGGACUGACGGGUGGAGACUGGAACUGGCAGCACAGCAACCUGCUUUGCCAGCGUGGGCAGGUGCAGAGGUAGGAGAGCACACAGUGCCCAGGUGGCAGGAGCCCGUCCACCACGGUUUGAUGUCAAGACCACCCACAAGUACCGCAAGUAGAAACACAAACCAAGGGUCAGUAUCUGCACCUGAAAUAUUUGGCACAUACUUUUUAAUAUACAUGUCACAUUUUAGAACGUGGAAAUCUGCAUCUUGGCCUGAACAAAUGUGGAAAGGAGGUGUCUCCUCCUGGGGGAAGGGAGGGGGCAGGGCCCAUUUGAAGGAACAGUUUGAUUUCUCAACACCGCGUCUGCAAGCAGACAGUUUCCCAAGGGGAGGUGGCUGGGGGAGCCAGUGUCCAGGUGGGUAGGUGGCCUGCUUUCACAAACAAGGUCACUGCUAAGUCCAGCCUGUCUCGGUUUGUUCUCAGCCUACUUCCUGCCUCUAUUUGGUAUUUCCAGGUUUUCAAGCCUUUAUUUAACUUGUGCCAGACAGAACUUCACUUCAAUAAACCAAUUCCACAGAAAUCGGUAUGUUAGGAAGAUUGAACUGAAAGGUCUCGUAACACAUAGUGUAAAAAUGCCCCUGCUGGUAACAUUGACAGGGCUGAGGUGCAGCCAGCAGCACUAGAUUUUGGCAAAGACCUGUGCAAACCAUUUCUCAGUGUUUGAUUUAGGAAUGAGAUGACUGUGUUCAUGAGUUAGCCAAGGUCACCUUGCUGAAGGUUGGCAGCCCUGACCACCUCCAGCCUGGGAGAAACCAAGAGGCACUCUGGCCUGCUGGGCAGGUGGUGCUCCACGACUUCCCACAGAAAUGGCCAAGUCCAUGCAGGAGGGCUGCAGCACAGGCCUGUCUUCGGCCAGAUCCUCUCACUUGUACUGCUCUGACCCAAGUGCAUGUGACUGCCUGUCAUAUCUCAGGCCUGAGAACUUACUAGGAAAACAGUAUGAAAAAUGAAAACCCAAAAUACCUAGUUUGAGAAUCCAAAGUGCUACAACUUGGAAAAUCAUUUUAGGAUAACGGGUCAGGUAUGCAAAGGGGCCUCUUAAGAGAGGCUGUUUCAUUUUCCUUUUAAUAUAUAUAUGCCAGAAAGAAUGUGUAUAUGAGCCAGGGAAAGGGGAAGUGCCCCCAGUGGGGCCUGGUCACAUUGCAAUCCCUUUUCCCUCCAUUCCUCCAUCCUGUCAGGAUCUUCAGCAUGUGUGCACACACUAGCAUGUUCUUCAAGCUACCCAAGGGUGAGAUUUGAACCAUAGCCAAGUGGGAUUCAGCCCUCUUCUCAGUGCUUAACCAUCACGCUAUCGGGUGAGCCCAAGGAGCUCAAGUUCAAAUAUGCAGAAGUUGGCAAAAAGAUAUCCAGAGAGCAAUAAACAUUCAUUGGCUAAAAUUAUAGAACAGGUGGGAAACAGCCUAGACUGAGGAGUCUAAACAGCCCAAGGCCAAGACAAAAAGACAUUAAUUUGCACUUCAGUGUCUUUUGUGCCCCUGUGACCAUAGCUGUCAUGUUUUAUUAUUUGUUCUGCUGUAGGCAAAAAUGGCUCCAGAAAGUUGGACUUUCUUGUGUGCAGUGACUGCAGUGUUUCAGAUAAAGACUACACAAGAAAGGGGACACGGUCUUUAAUAAAGUUGGAAUUAAAAAGUCACUUAGUAAAAUGUUUUGAGUAUUUUUAUAUCACAUCAAAAAAGUUGAC
Messenger RNA from Tupaia belangeri chinensis (Chinese tree shrew), 3128 nucleotides. RefSeq names its product peroxisomal biogenesis factor 10 (gene PEX10). The transcript has 6 exons. Bases 19 to 1152 code for a protein of 377 amino acids. NCBI's taxonomy places the organism in Eukaryota, Metazoa, Chordata, Mammalia, Scandentia, Tupaiidae. Gene Ontology annotation, biological process: protein import into peroxisome matrix. The record is from RefSeq and is a predicted model, not a curated record. Gene Ontology annotation, cellular component: peroxisomal membrane. Gene Ontology annotation, molecular function: zinc ion binding.